Molecule: messenger RNA, 2682 nt
Organism: Suillus subaureus
Lineage: Eukaryota; Fungi; Basidiomycota; Agaricomycetes; Boletales; Suillaceae
Product: Alpha/Beta hydrolase protein
Exons: 17
Coding region: 186-2414 (742 amino acids)
Biological process (GO): proteolysis
Molecular function (GO): serine-type endopeptidase activity
Source: RefSeq, a predicted model, not a curated record
GUGCAUCGGAAUCACCUUGGCAGGCGUGAGCUCCGCGAACUCCUCAAGAGACAGCUCGCGCACGCCGGUAUUGUUGUCCAUAAGGUAGACCAGAGGAAGAACCUGCGGGAUCAUGUCACAUGUGAAUAUUCUUACCCACGAGAACACGCGGUACUCGACAGCUUAGUCGCACGACGUUGCACGCAAUGGUGAGCCGUGGUGCACGAAUUUGUGUCAUGCGAAUACUUCCUUUCUUGCAGCUGGGCUUUGCUGCUCAGGUGCCAUUAUAUUACAGUUCCAUUUCACCAGCUUCUGCCCCACAAAUUCCUCAGAUGGCUACAGACUUUACCCUCAGCGAGGGUGCAAAUGCACUCUCCCCGCAAGAUAUGCUCACCCUCCCUCGGCCUGGUGUGCCUCUGCCAAACGACAUCGGUGAUCUUGCUAUCGUACCCAUCAGCACUUACUCUUUUCAGGAUCGCAAGUCUCACAAGUCACUCUCCGUCAUCGCUCUUAGCGAUGGCCGUACCUAUGACAUUCCUUUGCCCGACGGCGGCGAUGCCUUUUGGCUUGAUUCUCGCACCAUCGCACAUGUCGUAACAAAAGAUGACACACAGAGCCUCUACACCAUCCCCAUCAGCACUUCUCCUCUCUCCUCCGACCUCUCCUCCCACGUAGGAUCCUUCCCCAUCACCACUGCAAGCGCAUUCCGUUAUAGCUCCAGCGCUCAGCGCCUCGUGUUCUCCGCAUAUGUUUAUCCUGAUGGCCUUGUCGAGACCGUGAGAGAACAGGACACGGCGUAUGAGAAUCGGGGCAAUUCUGGUCUGGUGUAUGAUGAGAUGUUCGAGCGUCAAUGGGAUACAUGGGUUGGUCCUAAGAGCAAGGCUCUCAUUGGGGUCAGUCUGGCCAAAGUAGGUGCGAAGUGGGUCCUGGGGGAAACCUACGUGAACGUGCUAAAGGGGACGGGACUCUCUUCCCCUGUGGAGCCGUUCGGUGAGACGGAUGACUAUGAUAUUUCCAAAACGCAUGCCAUCUUCACUGCCAAGGACCCGCAACUCCCCAGAGCUGUGCACACCAGGCAGAAUAUCUACCUCGUUGCACAUGACGGAAAAGAUCUCAGACAACUCACCUCGGGCGUCCAAGGUGCGACGCACUCCCCUGUGUUCAGCCCUUCUGGCGAUAAGGUCGCCUGGCUGGAACUGGCUCUUGAUGGGCACGAGAGUGAUCGCGCGAAAGUGGUGAUCUAUGAUCUCAAGGAAAACGUUCGGUUCACCAUUACGGAGGACUGGGACCGCUCCCCUGAUUCUAUUGUCUUUUCCCCUUCCUCUACCCUCAUUUACGCUACUACCGGCGAUCACGCCCGCAUCAAGAUCUUUGGGCUGGCUGUUCCGCCUACACCUCCCUCCAACGCCACCAUAACCACUCGACCAACAGCCCUCACCUCCAGCGGUUCUAUAUCCGGUUUCACGCCAAUCCCAGGUGGCAGGGCUACCUUCGCUCUUUCAAGCCUGACGUCUCCAAACGAGGUGUAUGAGCUUAGUGGGCUCGACGCCACCGAGCGGGAUCUCUUAGCAGGAAGAAAGGCAGAUGUGAAGGCGACGACGGUUACGCGCCUUACUUCGUUCUCUUCCGCUGGGCUCCAAGGCAAAGAUCUCUCCCCCGGGAAGGAUUUCUGGUUCAAAGGUACGGCCGAGGGGCAGGACACACAUGGUUAUGUGAUUACCCCACCUGGAUUCGAACGUGGGAUUAAUGGGAAGUGGCCUGCGGUGUUGCUUAUCCAUGGAGGUCCGGAGAGCGCCUGGUUUGAUCAGUGGUCGACGCGAUGGAAUCCGAAUGUCUUUGCGAGCCAGGGAUAUGUGGUCGUUGCUAUCAAUCCAACAGGGUCCACUUCAUUUGGACAGAAAUUCACGGAUGGGAUCAAUAAAAACUGGGGAGGCCGCCCCAUCCAAGACUUGUUGAUGGGAUGGAAGUAUAUCCUUCGAGAAUACCCAGAGAUCGACCAAAACCGCACGGUGGCUGCUGGUGCUAGUUAUGGCGGAUAUGCAAUCAAGCGCCUGGAUCCAGGCAACCCCGAGCUCGGAUUUGGGUUCAAGGCACUGGUCUGUCACGAUGGAGUAUUUGACAUAGCCUUCAACGGCUACGCCACAGAUGAACUAUUCUUUUUUAAUCACGAAUGGGGAGGACGUCCAUGGGAUCCUGCCGCAAUCGAAGCCUCGCGGAAAUAUAGCCCCGCGUAUACCGUUGCCAAGUGGUCGACCCCACAGCUGACAAUUCAUGGCAGCAAGGAUUACAGGCUUCCGGAAUCAGAUGGGAUUGGGGUGUUCCAUGCGUUGCAGCAGCUGGGCGUCCCAAGCCGCCUUCUGAUCUUCCCAGACGAGAACCAUUGGGUGCUAAACGCUGGGAAUAGGUACGUAUGCAGUUCUACACGCUGGUCGUGAUUUGAAAUGGCACCACGAAGUGUUUAGGUGGUUUGACCAGUUCGUUGGGCUUUCUUAGGCAUGAAAGCGUCAGUGGGAGAGGAAUUUUUUUUUUGGAAAGUGGUAGAACUGAAGGAUGCGUUUUGGAGGGGCAAAUCGGGCGUUUGUAAGAUAACAUACAUGACUAUAUCUGAAUAUUGAAUCGCUAGAGCUUCUGCGAUUUAUGACUUGCGAGCUGAAUUGUUUGACCUACCGCCUGUGCGUCUCUUUGCAAGACCAGGUCUGUGAU